Helianthus annuus (common sunflower) is the source of this 1245-nucleotide messenger RNA. Its product is annotated as auxin efflux carrier component 5. Gene Ontology annotation, biological process: auxin export across the plasma membrane; auxin polar transport. The transcript has 5 exons. Gene Ontology annotation, molecular function: auxin efflux transmembrane transporter activity. NCBI's taxonomy places the organism in Eukaryota, Viridiplantae, Streptophyta, Magnoliopsida, Asterales, Asteraceae. Gene Ontology annotation, cellular component: endoplasmic reticulum; plasma membrane. The coding region runs from base 51 to 1106 and encodes 351 amino acids. The record is from RefSeq and is a predicted model, not a curated record.
GUUGCUUCUAAACAACCCAAACAAAUAUUCACAUACAUAUACGUAUAAAAAUGAUAGGGUGGGAAGACAUUUACGAUGUAAUUUCCGCGAUGUUUCCCCUCUAUGUGGCACUAGUUUUAGGCUAUGGCUCGGUGAAGUGGUGGCACGUGUUCAAGCCAGACCAUUGUGAUGCAAUAAACAAGCUCAAUUGCUACUUCAUCAUGCCUCUUUUCACAUUUGAUUUCACAAGCCGCAUCAAUCCCUACAAAAUGAAUCACCGGUUCAUAGCUGCGGAUGCAAUCUCUAAAGUCAUCAUUCUUGUAACAAUAUCCUUAUGGGCUAAUUGUAGUAGUAAAGGCAGCUAUCAGUGGUCAGUUACAAGCUUCUCUUUAUCUAGCUUGAAUAAUACUCUUGUUGUAGGGGUUCCGCUUAUGCGAGCAAUGUAUGGGAGCUUUGGAGAAAAUCUCGUCAUUCAGUCUUCGAUCUUGCAAUCCUUGCUAUGGAAUAUGUUCUUGUUGUUCAUGCUAGAGUUUGAACACACGAAGCAGCGGUUGGAUUUGGAGGCUGUUCCAAAAAGUUCAGCUGUCGAUAUUGAGACCAGUGACAAUGGUGACACAAGUAGAAGGCCUUCUGUAUUGAUUGUGAUGAAAACAGUUGGGCUAAAGGUUGCUAAGAACCCCAACUCUUAUGCAUGCUUUUUGGGAUUUAUGUGGGCACUUGUUGCAAUUAGGUGGAAUCUAAAAAUGCCACUGAUCUUAGAAGGAUCUAUACAGAUCAUGUCAAGAGCUGGUGCAGGGGUUGCCAUGUUUUGCAUUGGAUUAUUCAUGGCUUUACAAGAGAAGAUAGUUCAUUGUAGUCUUAGACUAACCAUAUAUGGGAUGGUGUUGAGGUUUGUGGCAGCACCAUUGUUGUUGGCAGUUGGUUCUUUUUCUAUGGGUUUGAGAGGUGAUGUUCUUCGCGUUGCCAUCAUUCAAGCUGCUCUACCACAAGCCAUUGUAUCUUUCAUAUACGCAAAGGAAUAUGGUCUGCAUGUAAACGUCCUUAGUACCGCGGUCAUCUUUGGCACAAUUGUGUCCAUACCGGUGCUUGUUGCAUAUUAUGCUGUUCUGGACCUUUUACAUGUAUGAUAUCCAUUAUUUAUGGUUUUUUAUUUAACGCUUAUCUACUCAUAAUUAGUAAAUUAAUAUUUGUAUUGUAAUGUUGUUAGUAAAUAUCUCGUUUUCAUUUGUGUGAAACCUAAUAAAAUCCACAUCAUAGGUUGGCUCA